AGGUUGACAGAGCUCUUCAGUGGUUCGGAGGACACACAUCACGGAACCCAUCAAAUCGCCUACCUAAAGGAAAUGUCGACGAUGUCCCAGGAACGUUCCAUGUGCGGACGCUUGGCUGUGGUCACCGGAGGCGGAGGAGGCAUCGGCAAGGCGAUAUGCGAUGUCUUAGCCGAGAAAGGUGUGCAACUGGUCGUCGCUGACAUCGAUUUGGCAGCCGCUGAAGCCGUGGCCAAUGCUCUUCCAGGUGCACGCGGUGGCCAUAAGCACGUUGCAAUGCACGUGGAUAUAUCCAACUCGGCAUCAGUACAAACCCUCUUCACGGCCAUCAAGGAUGUCUACGGAGCACCUGCCAGCAUUCUUGUGAACUGCGCAGGCACUGGCGCCCUCUUCACAUCAAUUGUUGAUACAACUGAAGAUGUUUUUGAUCGAGUCAUUAAUGUCAACCUGAAGGGUACCUUCCUGAUGACCCAAGCUGCUGUCCGGGACAUGCUGAGCGGAGGAGUGACGGAAGGAGUGGUGGUCAACAUCGCCAGCUUAGCGGCCAAGACAGGCAGCCGAGGACUCUGCAGUUACGUCGCCUCCAAGGCCGGCAUUGUCGGCCUGACAAAAACAGUGGCCCUGGAUCUCGCCGACAAGGGAAUUCGGUGCAACGUUGUGCUCCCGGGAUUCACUGACACUCCAGUUACAAGGUUCUUGACCGAGCAGGAGAAGCAGGGAAUUCUCGCCCAGAUUCCACUCGCUCGCUCCGCCCUGCCGCGCGAGGUUGCUGAGGUGGUCGCUUUUCUCUGCUCGCCCGAGAGCUCUUACAUGACUGGCGCUGCUGUUGAUGUGUCUGGCGGCUGCGGAUUGUAAUUUUGGCUUCGGAAGCUGCAACAAUUAAUUGAAUAAAAAAUAUAUAAAGGCGUGCCUCA
Ixodes scapularis (black-legged tick) is the source of this 911-nucleotide messenger RNA. RefSeq names its product estradiol 17-beta-dehydrogenase 8. Gene Ontology annotation, molecular function: oxidoreductase activity. The transcript has 3 exons. The coding region runs from base 73 to 852 and encodes 259 amino acids. Lineage: Eukaryota; Metazoa; Arthropoda; Arachnida; Ixodida; Ixodidae. The record is from RefSeq and is a predicted model, not a curated record.